Messenger RNA from Exophiala viscosa, 1620 nucleotides. RefSeq names its product amino acid permease. Gene Ontology annotation, biological process: transmembrane transport; amino acid transport. The transcript is spliced from 5 exons. The record is from RefSeq and is a predicted model, not a curated record. Gene Ontology annotation, cellular component: membrane. The coding region runs from base 1 to 1620 and encodes 539 amino acids. Gene Ontology annotation, molecular function: transmembrane transporter activity. Lineage: Eukaryota; Fungi; Ascomycota; Eurotiomycetes; Chaetothyriales; Herpotrichiellaceae.
AUGUCUUCCUCUCUUGACAAUAGGAAGAACUCCACCACAAUUGCGAGACAGGACUCGCUUACAUCAGCUGAGCAAGUAGCCAUCAAAGAUGAAGCUCAACUCGUCAAUGCGUCUGGACAUAUUCAAGAGCUCGAUCGCAACUUCAACCUUGUAAGCUUGGCAGGCUGUGGGUUAGUGGUUGGCAACGUGUGGCCCGCCCUGGGAGGAUCAAUCCUCGUCGCUAUUUACAAUGGAGGCGCUCCAGGUGUCCUGUACGAGUUCAUCGCCGUGUCUAUAUUCUACUGGAUCGUUGCUGCAAGCAUCGCAGAGCUUGCCUCUGCCAUUCCCUCCUCGGCUGGCGUAUACCAUUGGGCUUCAGUCACUCCCGGGCGAAAAUGGGGUCGUGUGAACGGCUUCUUCGGCGGUUACUGGAACUGGCUUGCAUGGGUCUUUGGCUGCGCUUCGAUGGCAUUCAUCUUCGCAAACACGGUUGUCCAGAUGUACGGUGUCACACAUGCUGACUUCGUGGCUAAACCAUGGCACGUUUUUGUGGUCUACCUUAUUGUGACGUGGCUCGCCUGCUUCAUGGUCUGCUGCUUCAACCGAGCGAUGCCAUACAUGACCCAAGUCGGGAUCUUCCUGAUCUUGGCCGGCUUCCUCAUCACUGUUGUUGUCUGUGCUGCGAUGCCAGGACAUGGUGGCAGACCUCCUCAUGCAACCUCAAGCUUUGUCUGGACCGAAUGGAACGCAGAUAUUGGCUACAGCGGCGGGUUGACCUUCCUACUGGGCAUGUUGAACGGAGCCUUUGCUGUUGGAACACCCGAUGUGACCACUCAUUUGGCUGAAGAGAUUCCGGACCCUCAGCGCAAGGUGCCGCAAGCCAUUUUCUGGCAGAUGGCUAUUGGCUUCGUGACAGGCUUCCUGUAUCUGGUCUCCAUCCUCUACGCCAUCAAUGACUACGACGCACUUUUCGACUCGGCCUACCCCAUUGCCGAAAUCUACCGCCAAGCUACAGGGUCCGCCGCUGGAGCUAUUGGCCUACUGUGCCUGUUGCUUUUCUGCAUUACACUGAACGUUGUUGGAGUCUACAUCACUGCUGGACGGACACUCUGGACUCUGGCUCGCGACCGUGCCACACCCUUCCCCCAAUUCUUCAGUCAGGUGAACGAACGCCUAGGGAUGCCUCUCAACGCUACAAUCGCCUGUGCUGUUAUCUCCACGAUCCUAGGAUGUAUCUACGUCGGCAGCACCACUGCAUUCAACGCCUUCGUUGGUAGCUACGUCCUCAUGAGCUCGGCUUCUUAUCUCUCCGCGAUUCUGCCUCAUCUCUUGACGGGACGGAAAAACAUCGUCUACGGUCCGUUCAGGCUGCCAGAUUGGCUUGGUUUCGCAAUGAACUUCAUUGGGUGCGGCUACAUGCUAACUUGGUUCGUCUUGUACUCAUUCCCGUUCGCCUUGCCGGUCGAUGCACAGAAUAUGAAUUAUGCAUGCUUGAUCUGGGGUGGUUUGACCAUCUUCGUGGCCAUUUGGUGGUUCAUUGGACCUCGCAAGAACUAUGAAGGACCGGUUACGAUUGGUGGUACCACUGAGGUCGACCAGCUUCGACGCCCGAGCGUUGAGUUAAGAAAGAGGUCAAUCUAA